CUCCUUUUAUAACCCCAAACUUGAGCUACAUUUUCCUGCAUUCUUUUAGUACAAUUCACUACUACAAAAAUGGCAGAGAAGAGAGAAAAAAAGCUGAGAAUAUCAGUAGGAUAUGCACUUCUCCCAAACAAAGUAGAAUCCUUCAUUAGAUCAUCCUUAUUCACUUAUGCCAAAGAUCAUGGCAUUGAUCUUAUCCUUGUAGAUCGUCACCAAUCUCUCCUUGAACAAGGUCCAUUCGACUGCCUUGUUCAUAAGUUUUACGACGACGAAUGGAACCAACAAUUACAUGAAUUCAAUUCAGCACACCCUCAUGUCCCUAUUAUUGAUUCCCCUGCAGCCAUACGCCGUCUACACAAUCGAGUUUCGAUGCUCGAAGCUGUCAAAAAGCUCACCCUUUCAAAGUCCUCAGAUACUGCAGGAAUUGCAGGAUCAGUUCCUACUGUUGGAAUACCCAAACAGAUUCUGCUGACAGCAGAAUGCAGAGAAGAAAGAUCAGGUCUGAAAUAUCCAAUGAUUGCGAAACCAAUGGUUGCAAAUGGUACAAUCAAGUCACACCAAAUGUCACUGGUGUUAAACUCACAUGGUUUAGAGAAAGUAAAACAUCAAGCUCCUGUUGUGCUACAAGAAUUUAUCAAUCAUGGCGGCGUACUUUUUAAGGUUUAUGUUGCAGGAAAUCAUGUCAAAUGUGUUCACAGGAAAUCUUUGCCUGAUCUUCAUGUAACUGAUCAUCCAAUUUUUAAACUAGAAGAAGAUGUUUUACCAUUUUCUCAGAUUUCUAACUUACCUUCUAUAUUUGAUGAAGAACAAGAAGAACAGAUUACUAUGCCUCCAUUGGAUUUCAUACAAAAUCUUGCUGCAGCAAUAAGAAAGGCUACAGAACUUAAUCUGUUUAACUUUGACCUCAUUCGAGAUACAUCAGAUUCUGAUAUUGGUAACAAGUAUCUUAUAAUUGACAUCAAUUAUCUUCCAGGUUAUGCUAAAUUGCCUGGAUUUGAAGCUAUGUUUACUGAUUUUUUCUGGGAUGUUGUCCAGAAUAAUGACACUGGUGAUCAAAACAUGACAUAAAAUUGCUCUGACAUUUGUUGGCGUUUGCUGCUACUGAUGAUCACAUUCUGUUGUAUUUUUCUAAGUUUCUCUAAUGUUUUAUGAUCUAGAAUGUAAUUCCAAGCUGUAUUUUACUACUAUUUUCAGUAUGUCAUGUGAAUGUGUCUUGAAAUUACAAAUAUGAAUGCAUCUAAGUGUUUGUUUC
Messenger RNA from Beta vulgaris subsp. vulgaris (sugar beet), 1249 nucleotides. RefSeq names its product inositol-tetrakisphosphate 1-kinase 1. Lineage: Eukaryota; Viridiplantae; Streptophyta; Magnoliopsida; Caryophyllales; Amaranthaceae. The transcript has a single exon. The coding region runs from base 70 to 1065 and encodes 331 amino acids. Gene Ontology annotation, biological process: inositol trisphosphate metabolic process. Gene Ontology annotation, molecular function: magnesium ion binding; inositol-1,3,4-trisphosphate 5-kinase activity; inositol-1,3,4-trisphosphate 6-kinase activity. Gene Ontology annotation, cellular component: cytoplasm. The record is from RefSeq and is a predicted model, not a curated record.